AUGCCUGAGUUAGAGAAGACGCAGUCAGAGAGAAGCUGGUGCAGACCACGGACCACUUCUAUACCUAGCGGACCUACCGGACUGCGGUUGGAGAGACUUUACUCCGGACAGCAUCUGGAUGACCAGUCCUACUAUCACCACGAUGAUCAUGAGUAUUCCCAUGAUACGGAUAGCCUGAACACGUUGGCCAUAGCCAGACUAGAAGACAACACAAGUGAGGAUGGAGUAGCUGACAUAAUCGGAGAAGAAGCGGGCAAAGUCCAGGAUCGUGUUCCAGAUAAGGUUGAUCUAGAGUCUCGAAGGCCACCACUAGAGAAGAAGUCAACAACCAGAUCUGUGAAGGCCGAGUAUCUAGUGACAUGGGAUGGUCCUGAUGAUUCUGCAAAUCCUAAGAAUUGGACCUUCAAACGGAAGUGGGCAGCCACCUUCAUUGUCUCUUCCUUCACGUUCAUCUCUCCAGUCUCAUCAUCGAUGGUGGCACCAGCACUACAAUCUAUUGCGACGGAGUUCAACAUCACUAACGACGUUGAGAUAGCCCUGACGCUUUCAAUAUUCGUGCUCGCAUUUGCCAUAGGACCGCUAUUCCUAGCACCGAUGAGCGAGAUAUAUGGCCGCGUUCAUGUGCUUCAAUUGUCGAAUCUGUUCUAUCUUGUUUUCAACAUCGCCUGUGGUGUCUGUACUAGCAAAGGUCAAUUGCUAGCCUUUCGGUUUCUGUCCGGACUGGGAGGAAGCGGCCCACUUGCAAUUGGAGGCGGUGUGUUGAGCGACUGUUGGAAAGCAGAAGAACGCGGCAAAGCCAUCAGCGUCUAUUCACUAGCACCCUUACUUGGGCCAGCCAUAGGGCCAAUCGCUGGUGGCUUUAUCGUGGAGAACACCACUUGGCGGUGGGCAUUCUACGCCACUUCGAUAGCCGAUGCCCUUAUCCAGAUCUCUGGGCUCUUUUUCUUGCAAGAAACAUAUGGCCCAAGUAUCUUGCAUAUUAAGGCUGAGAAAAUCCGAAAGGAUACAGGCAAUACCGAGUUCAAAACCGAAUUUGAGCAUCCCGAGCGCACUCUGUUAAAUACUCUAAAACGUUCGAUUGACCGACCUUUCAGGCUGCUAGGUACCCAGCCAAUCAUUCAAUGCUUGGCAUUGUACAUGGCAUUCGUAUACGGGUUGAUGUACUUAGUGCUGUCAACGUUCCCGGCUCUAUGGGAGAGGCGGUACAACGAGUCUGUCGGCAUUGCAGGACUGAACUAUAUAUCCCUAGGCCUGGGUUUCUUUCUCGGGGCACAGAUCUGUGCUCCUAUUAACGACCGAAUCUGGCGGGUCCUCAAGAAUAGAAACAACGAUACUGGGAAGCCUGAAUUUCGAGUUCCCAUGAUGGUACCUGGAGCGGUCUUGGUCCCUAUUGGUCUCUUUUGGUAUGGCUGGUCCGCGCAAGCUCGAGUCCACUGGAUCGUGCCAAACAUUGGUGCCUGCAUAUUUGCCGCCGGCACAAUCAUUUCAUUUCAAUGUAUUCAGACAUAUAUCGUGGACGCAUAUACACGAUAUGCUGCCAGUGGCAUUGCAGCAGCGACCGUGUUGAGGAGUUUGGCUGGGUUUGGCUUUCCACUUUUUGCCCCUUACAUGUACAAUGCAUUAGACUAUGGAUGGGGUAAUACUUUGUUGGCAUUCAUCGCGAUCAUUUUAGGUAUUCCGGCGCCAUUCAUGUUGUGGAAGUAUGGUGCGAAGCUCAGAGCUAGGAGCAAGUUUGCUGCUGGUGGGUGA
Endocarpon pusillum Z07020 is the source of this 1749-nucleotide messenger RNA. RefSeq lists its product as uncharacterized. The record is from RefSeq and is a predicted model, not a curated record. The transcript is spliced from 3 exons. The coding region runs from base 1 to 1749 and encodes 582 amino acids. NCBI's taxonomy places the organism in Eukaryota, Fungi, Ascomycota, Eurotiomycetes, Verrucariales, Verrucariaceae. Gene Ontology annotation, molecular function: transmembrane transporter activity. Gene Ontology annotation, biological process: transmembrane transport.